AUUGGGACUCAUCUCCCUCCCGCCUAUCAAGCCGCCAUCGCCGGCGUUCCAGCAGCAGCACGAGGGCGGUGUGAUCGGGAAGAGCAGCUUCGCAUCCAGGGCGAAGCAGACGAAGAGUAAGAACCAGGAGACUGUGGACGAUGGCGGCGACCGUAGAGGACCUCUUGAGGCUGGAGAUGCCUGCGGACGAGAAGCGCAUCAUUGCGGAGUACAUCUGGGUGGGAGGGAGUGGUCUUGACCUCAGGAGCAAGCCCCGCACCCUGCCUGGUCCCGUCAAGUCGGUGUCUGAGCUUCCCAAGUGGAACUACGAUGGCUCCAGCACGGGCCAGGCUCCCGGCGAGGACAGCGAGGUGAUUCUCUAUCCGCAGGCCAUCUUCAGGGAUCCCUUCAGAGGCGGCGACAACAUCCUUGUCAUGUGCGACUGCUACACUCCUCAGGGCGAGCCCAUCCCCACCAACACUCGCUACGCUGCCAACAAGCUGUUCCAGCAGGCGCUUGAGACGGAGCCGUGGUUCGGACUGGAGCAGGAGUACACUUUGCUGGAGAAGGAGCACAAGUGGCCGCUGGGCUGGCCCGUGAAUGGCUACCCUGGCGCGCAGGGGCCGUACUACUGCGGCGUGGGUGCUGACAAGGCGUGGGGGAGGCGCAUCGUGGACGCCCACUACAAGGCCUGCGUGUACGCCGGCAUCACGAUCAGCGGGACCAACGGCGAGGUGAUGCCCGGGCAGUGGGAGUUCCAGGUGGGGCCGGCCGUCGGCAUCGCAGCAGGCGACGAGCUGUGGGUGGCGCGGUACUUGCUGGAGCGGAUUACUGAGAUGGAGGGGGUGAUUCUGUCCCUGGACCCGAAGCCCGUGCAAGGCGACUGGAAUGGUGCCGGGUGCCACUGCAACUUCAGCACCAAGGCGAUGAGGGAGGACGGCGGAUGGGAGGUGAUCAUGGAGGGCGUGAAGAAUCUGGAGCUGAGGCACAAGGAACACAUCAAGGCGUACGGCGAGGGCAACGAGCGGCGGCUCACGGGCCGCCACGAGACGGCCAGCAUGGACCGGUUCUCGUGGGCCGUUGCGAGCAGAGGGACGUCCGUGAGGAUCGGAAGAGACACGGAGGCGAAGAAGAAGGGGUACAUGGAGGACCGUCGCCCGGCGUCCAACAUGGACCCGUACGUCGUCACCUCCCUCGUCUUCGACACCACCACGCUCUGGAAGCCAUAGAUUGACGAAAAUACUGGAUCGAUUUAGAGGGUCUACCUUUUUUCUUUGUCUAAACAGCUAGAGCGAUGAAUUCAAGUAUUUCGACGAUGCUUUUUAUCAAAUUUUAUGUAUAUUUGGUUCGAGAGUUUGGUAGUUUUUUUCCCCUUUUCGUUCGGAGUAGUUUGCGCGGGCCCGGCGUUGCCCGGUCCAACAAGCAUUUCAUAUUUCGACUAGCCUAAGGCACAGCGAGGCGGGCAGUCGAUGUCGGGCCCGGCGUUUGAAGUUUUGGUAGACUCGCAGGGAGGCGGUAAGCUGCUUCUGUCUCAAGCACCGCGAGGUCGUGCCACGAUUGGAGUAAAGCGAAUGAUUUUGAUAAAAUGGAUCGAUAGUCAAAGUAGACAGAUAGACAUAUACGGGUAUAAAGAGGUGGUUAGGUACAUAGAACAUAGGCACAUAUGUAAAAUUCGUAAUAUCGGAAUGAUUUGAAACGAAAAUGGGACGCUUGUUUGUUCCUAGAUGGGCCGAGAGAGAGAGAGAGAGAGAGAGAGAGAGAGAGAGAUUGUGUUGCUGGGUCGAGGCUGGGUAGGAAGGAGGCUGAGAGGGGCUUAGCUUCAACAAGAUAGGGGCAAUAGUAAAAUAAGUGAAAAGUA
Molecule: messenger RNA, 1837 nt
Organism: Chara braunii
Lineage: Eukaryota; Viridiplantae; Streptophyta; Charophyceae; Charales; Characeae
Source: the annotation of a GenBank genome assembly